This is a messenger RNA of Melospiza melodia melodia, 4679 nucleotides long. It is a transcript of the gene TBC1D2, whose product is annotated as TBC1 domain family member 2. NCBI's taxonomy places the organism in Eukaryota, Metazoa, Chordata, Aves, Passeriformes, Passerellidae. The transcript is spliced from 14 exons. The record is from RefSeq and is a predicted model, not a curated record. Bases 357 to 3137 code for a protein of 926 amino acids.
GGGAGGGGCCGUGGGGGCUGCCUUGCGCUGGUCGCAGCUCCGGAAAGGUUUUUGUAGGGUCCACCCUGAUCCGUUUUCAUUGGUGAGUCAGUGUCGGGACAGCUUUCGGCUAAAUAUAUCUUAACUGGACCGAAGAAAACCUGAGACAAACGCUGCUUUUCUGUCGCUGUUGGAUUUGUUGGAGGCUGUGGGUACCUGCUUGGUUGUGCUUGCAGCGAUAGCUCUGUGCCAGAAGACGGUGACUUCCAGGAGCUCCUCAUUACUUCCCUUAAGGAGGUUCUGUAACAGUGAUGAUAUAAUUGGGAUUGGCUUAUUUACCUAGAGAGUAUCCUGUUUCAAUCUAUUUCCUUAAAGGGAUGAAGAAAGGACCAGAAAGCGGAACAUGUAUGCUUGCUGCUCCAGGCAGUUUAGUGGAGUCAGAUCCAGACACUAACAGCAGCAAUGGAACCUCAGCAAGAGAGAAAGACAGUCUUCCUUCUCCCAGAGAACUGGAAAAUGUACCGGUGAAAACCAGCACAGAAACAUCCAGAAAAAAACUCUGUGGUUAUUUAAACAAGUUGGGCAUCAAGGGGCCAAUCAAGACCUGGAAGUCUCGCUGGUUCUUUUACGAUGAAAACAAAUGUCGCUUACUGUACUACAGAACUGCCCAGGACAUUAAUCCUUUGGGGUCUAUUGAUCUCUCCAGUGCCAGCUUUGACUGCAAAAUGGAGAAUGGGGAAGGAGUUUUUGAGAUCAGAACACCAAGCAGAGCUUUUACUUUGAAGGCAAUCAGCAAACAAGCAAUGAUGUACUGGCUGCAGCAGCUGCAAAUGAGACGUUGGGAAUUUUGCAACACUCAGAGCAGAUUUCCUGUGGGCAGCUCCCAGCUUGUGAAUGAACCUCUGGCUGGAAGAACAAAUGUAGUUGACAAUGAAGACUUUCUGCCUCUUGUGAAAACACCAACAGAAGCAGUGGGUUUAAAGGCAGCAUCUUUGCCUGCACCCCAAACAUCUACUGCUUUGCAGAACAUCUCCCUUAAGCACCCUUGGACAGAGAUACAAAACACUGUCUACAAUAUUUGUGGCUCCAAGCAGCUCUGGGGGAGCAAUGGGAAUGUCUUUAGCUUUGAUGAAUUCCAAGAGCAUCCUGAGAAUGUGGAUGAGGAGCAAGAGGCAGAAGGCGCAGUUAAAGAAGGGACCCUGGAAGAUGGGAGGAUGGGGCCCAGGCUGAACUGGAUUAGGAAGGCCAGGUGGAUGAACAGUGGCUUCCCAGGCUCUGAAGAAUUGUUGAGGGAGAAGAACUCAGUGGAUAAAGUGGGUGUCCUUCAGCAACAGAUUCUGACGCUCACAGAGGAAGUCAAGUCACAGAAGGAACUAGUCAAACUUCUCCACAAAGCUCUGGAGGCAGCCCAGCAGGAGAAGCGAGUAUCUAACAUGUAUCUCACUGCAACAGAAGACAAGGACAGGCUGGAGCUGGUGCGCCACAAAGUGAGACAAAUUGCAGAUCUGACCAGUCGACUGGAAGCUCUUGAACAAGAAAAGAAGGAACUGGAGCAGAUACUGACUUUGAGAGACAGCCAUAUCCAGGAGCUCAAGGAACACGUGCAGCUUCUGAUGGAGAAAAACCAUGCCAAACAAGAAGUCAUCAUGACCUUGACAGAACAGAUGGCCCGAGAGCUCUCUGACCCCCUGCAAGAAGCCAACACUAUCACUGUAGAGACAUUGUAUAAGCAGCAGGAGGAGAUUGAGCAUCUGAAGGAUGAUAUUGAUGCAUACAAAACCCAGAACCAGUUUCUCAAUUCUGAGAUCCACCAGGUUACUCGACUCUGGACAAGUGUUGCUGAAAAUGAAAAAGCUCUCCUGAUGAAGUGUGCCUGCCUGCAAGCAAGAAACUGCCAGAUGGAGAGCAAAUACUUGACAGUCUUGAGAAAGCUGCAGGAGGCUGUGCCUGGCCUGCCCAGCUCGCACGCUGAAUUGGUGAAGAACCUCAUCCAGGAAGCUCUCCAGUGGGAUGUGAAGGAAGAAGCAGAAGAAGGUUUUAACUUGAACCCUGUAAGUGAGUAUGAUGAGUAUGGGUUUAUGACUGUACCUGACUAUGAAAUUGAGGACUGGAAACUCCUGGCCAAAAUUCAAGCCCUUGAGAUAAAGUCCAACAAACUGCGGAGCCAGGAAAUAGUGGAGAAGCCCCUCCGUGACAGAUGGAACAGCAUUGGCGAGCUGAACCCCUGUGCAGAGCUGAAGAGUCUGAUCCGAAGCGGCAUCCCAGUGGAGCACCGGCAGCGGGUGUGGCGGUGGAUGGUCAGCCGGCACUGCAGCCCAGCGCCUGGCCACUACCAGCGGCUGCUGGAGCAGAGCAGGAGCACCGAGCACCCGGCCUGCCGCCAGAUUGAGCUUGACCUGCCCCGCACACUGACCAACAACAAGCAUUUCUCCUCUCCCACCUCCCAGCUCAUCCCCAGGCUCCGGAGGGUGUUAUUAGCAUUCUCCUGGCACAAUCCUGCCAUUGGAUACUGCCAGGGACUGAACAGAUUGGCAGCUGUUGCUCUUUUGGUCCUAGAAGAUGAGGAAAGUGCUUUCUGGUGUCUAGUUUAUAUUGUGGAGAACCUAAUGCCGGCAGAUUACUACAGUGAAACACUAAUAACAUCACAGGUAGAUCAGAGAGUCUUCAAAGACUUCCUGUCCGAGAAGCUGCCUCGCCUCAUGGCUCAUUUUGAACAGUAUCGCAUUGAUGUCUCACUCAUCACCUUCAACUGGUUUCUGGUGGCCUUUGUGGACAGCCUGGUCAGCGACAUCCUCCUGCGAGUGUGGGAUGCCUUCUUGUAUGAAGGAACUAAGGUCAUUUUCCGCUAUGCUCUUGCGAUUUUUAAAUACAAUGAGGAGGAAAUCCUAAGAAUUCAUGACAGUGUGGAGAUCUACCAGUACCUACACUUCUUCACGAGGAUGAUCACGGACGGCAGGAAACUGAUGAACAUUGCCUUCAAUGACUUAAACCCCUUCCCCAUGAAACUGCUGAGGAACCGUCGGUCAAUGCACAGAGAAGAGCUGGAGGCAGAGCUGUGUGAACUUCAACAGAUCAAGGCAGCCUAUGUGAAAGAGAGAGCAGAGCAGGUACCUCAGGACCUGGAGGAGGUUGUUAGUGAAGAGGAGGAAGAGAGCUAACGAAAAGAGUUUAUCAUCACUUCCCUCCCAUACUGAAGAAGGUCAUCAGUAGCAACUGUCAGUAAGAAAUGGACCGGAGGGGGAAGUGUGGUCACAGGAGAUCAUCUGCCCCAAUAAGCAAGGCUGUAGUUAUGGGACCAUAUGAAGUCAGAUUUAUAAUGGAUUGGAUGGUGUCUGAGGAGUUUAAUCCUCUUCUUUAUUCCUCCCCAUUUAGCCCAUCCUGUCCUGUGCAGUUCAGGAUUACAGCUGAGGGUGCAGAAGAAAUAUCAGUUGUGGUGUCAUGACAGGAACUGACAUGAUGCAAAAGAUCUAGCAGGGUUUUUAUACAUUUUCUGAUGGAGGCUUGAAUGAGAUCUUUACCUACAAGUAAAAUCUCCAGAGAUAAUGAACCAAGAACACUCCGUUGUUACCUAAACACAAUGCCAGAUCCUGCUGCCCCACUUUCCUGCUGAGUGGUGUAUCACUCCAGGUGUGCCUGCAGUGCUGGCACUGACAGCAUGCAGCAGACCCUGCUACAAGGAGGCUCUGCUCUAUGUUUUAGACUGACCUUGAAUCCAAGUGGCUUAUGCCUUCUUUAAAUAUCUGGUGGUUGAUAACCCAACCCUUCAAGUUGUCAGUGCUUGUAGAGGAAGGAAUGGGAGAAAUUCAUAGCCUACAGUAUUCUCAGCCCCACGGGCUGUAGCCAAGAUGACAGACUCUAGGGGAAGCGUUACCUAUUCACCUGAGACACAUGGUCCGCCUCACUGGACAAGUCAGCCAGUUUCAAUGCAUUAUAGAAGACUGAGAUGGGAGAGAGCUGUGGAGGCACCAGCCACACAGCAGAGAAGUAAUCAAAGUGGAAGUGAAGUUUUGAGACGAGUGGAUAGAUCCCCCUGAAGGUCACCGAGAGCUGCACAUAUUAAAAGCGUGGGAUGAGAAGAAAAUGUUACUGGAAGCCUACUACAGUAUCUCAAAAAAAAUGAGUUCAUUCUAGAAGUAUGCCUUGUAUAUAGAGAAGUCUAAAAGGCAAGUUUUUCUCCACAGAAGAUAUUGCUAAUCUAAUUUAUUUAUACUCUUACGUUCACGAGUGCACACAGAAUUUUGCUGUUGUUACAGAUAUUAUCUUCUCAAUCGAGACCAUGAAAAUUAAAAGCUUACUCACAAUUUUGUUUCCUAGAGCUUUCUGCAACAGCUUAAAAAUCUUUCCUCCUGACUUGGCCUUAUGUUUAAUAAUAAAGACAUUUGAAACAUGUAUUAUUAGACUAAACCACAGCCUGACAUAUGUCUACAGUAUAUAAUAAACAUUGGUCCAUGUGAUACAUAAACUCUUCUGAUGUAGACAUAAGGAUCAAAGUAUUGAUCCUGAUGGGGAAUUCUGAAAAUAAUUUUUAAAUUAAAUCAGAAGGGAAGGACAUGUGAGGGUUGUUAUAAGUUUCUUUUAUUUUGUGUCUUCCUCAGCACUUGUUUUGGUCCACAUGUAUUGGCUGAGGACCAUCUUCUCUGGUCAUAUUGCUAACCAAUCACUUGUGGUCAUUCUUUAUUAAACUGUGAUGAAUGCUGGAA